Aphanomyces invadans is the source of this 2545-nucleotide messenger RNA. RefSeq lists its product as hypothetical. The transcript has 6 exons. The coding region runs from base 42 to 1274 and encodes 410 amino acids. Lineage: Eukaryota; Oomycota; Saprolegniomycetes; Saprolegniales; Verrucalvaceae. Gene Ontology annotation, molecular function: protein binding. The record is from RefSeq and is a predicted model, not a curated record.
GGACGCGCGAGGUCACUCGAAGAGUUGCGACGGACGUGAAGAUGGAGAUGAACAAGGCGACGCUGCGGAAGAUCUGCAAGGACCUGGACCUGUACAGCACGCCCAGCAUCAACGAUCGGUUGUAUUUGCAUUACAAGGGCUUUCGUCGCAUCGAAAACUUGGAGGAGUACACAAACGUCAAGGUCAUCUGGCUCGAAGGCAACGGAUUCAACAAGAUUGAAGGGCUCACCGCAUUGCGGGAGCUCCGGUCGCUGUUUCUCCAUGAGAACCUCCUGGAAACGAUCGAAGGGCUCGAGUCCCAGAUUCAUCUGGACACGUUGAACUUGACGCAAAACCACAUCGCCAAGAUCGAGAACCUCAGUCACAUGACGGCGCUCACCAAUUUAUCCUUGAAGGGCAACUACCUCCGCACCGCACAAGACAUUGAACACGUGCUGCAGAUCCCGAGCCUGUCCGUCUUGGACAUCCAAAGCAACCGCAUUGCCGACCCCGCUGUGCUCGAUAUUUUGGCUCAAAUGCCAAACCUCCGCGUGCUCUACUUGCAGGGCAACGAUGUGGUCAAGCACAUCAAGCAGUACCGAAAGACCGUCGUGGCGCGGUGCAAGAACUUGCGGUACUUGGAUGACCGCCCCGUCUUUGACGACGAGCGGCGCCGGGUUAACGCAUGGUACAAGGCGCUCGAGGAGACCAACGGCGACAUGGAAGCGGCGCUCCAGGCCGAGCGCGACGAGUUGGCGGUGAUCCGCCAGGAGAAGAAGGACAAGGACGAGGCCAACUUUCGAUACUUUGAAGAAAUCAUGCGCCAAGGCAAGGCUGAGCGCGACCGCCGCGAGAAGGAACAAAACAAUCAGCUGGACGAGCGGUCCCCAUACAGCGGCGAGAAGAUCCUUCCGGCCGAGGACUGCAAGCUCGUGCGGGAAGCUCGGGAGCGACGAUGGGCGGACGUCGUAAACGACACCGUGCCGGUCCCACAUGAACUAGCCAUGCCUCCACCACCGCCGUCCAAGUUGGAGCCGGUCGAAGUUGACGCGGAGCGGCUCAAGUUGCUCCACAACUGUGCCGUCGUUGGCACGGGCGCGACGGCUGCGAUGGAUGCGUUCGUGAGUGAAAACUUUACCCUGGCAAAGGAGAAGGCGUCCACGAAGAUCGAAGAGUUCAAAAACAUGGACGGACCGCGUGGAGGAUUCGCGGCAAGGCUUGCGGCCGCGCAGGACGACGUCGCCACGACGACGAAAGCUGUUGUAGCUCACACCAACAUGACCGAGCUCGACUAGAUUUACCACGUUAUGAAGAGACUGGUAUUGCAAUGACCCAGUGGACGCGGUUGAUACAUGGCUCGCUGGACGCUGCCGCAAACUACUCGGAGUUGCACGAGCGGGACAGCAGAUGUGGCGCAUACCCCGCUCAUGUAUCUGGAUCGAUGGAGUCGCUUAGGACGAUGGAGGAAGCGUCGCUCUCGCUGGCCACGCGCCGCACGUUUUGCAAAAGUACUGAUCUAAACGGUCGAGCUGGAAGCCGCACUGAAGGCACGGGUCCGAGUCGUGUCGACGGACGCGGCACGUCCACUCAGUUCCGUCCUCCGGCGGCCCAAAGAUUGAUCGAAAUACUGCGUAGUAGUGCAUGUGCUCUGCGUUGCGGAGCGUGAUGCCGUCUUGGUCGAGCACGCGCUGGCGAUCUUGGUCAAAGGUCGGCGGCUCCUUGAAGAGCUUGCCGAGCGGCGUCGUGCCCGCUCCUGAAUCAUGCCACAUUAGCCAAACGCGCGAUUUUUGGGAUUGAGUACCUGUCUCUAGCGGAACUUUGUCGCGCCAUCUCGAAAACGCUUCGGGAAAGGCAGCACGAAGGACAAAUUUGCCGUGGACUGCGCCUCCGUGAGUCGCGACUAGAUCAUCUUUCGUGCAAGAUAGCGCAAACGCCACGACGUCGGGCUGGAUGAAGGGCUGGUAGACAGAGAUACCGAGCGCUUGGCCGAGCUUCGUGGCGCAGAAUUGCAUAUGGUUGGCAGCACGAUUCCUCCACGCCUGGAGUUUCUCUUCGCUCAAGUUCGUCACGAAGGAAUACCCGGCAAACAUUUCGUCAGCGCCAUCACCAGUAACGAUGGAAGUGAUGCCAAGGGAUUUGGCAUGCAGGAGUGCACGCGCGAUGGCGACACCGCCGCGGAGUUCCAUGGGGUCGAACGUCUCCAAUGUCUUGACUGCGAGGUGCAACGCUCCUGAAGGAGAAGGAUCCAUAAUAGACAGAGUAUCAGCUAUGGACACCACGUGGUGCGCCAUCUUGGCGCGGUGGGCUAUCUCCUGCGCAUAGGUCAAGUCAUGCUUGGGGUUCGUGAUGUCUCGUCCACAAGACACAGUGAUGGCAUCAACGAACUUCCGCCCACCAAUGGCUUCCGCAAUGAUAGAUGUGUCUAGACCUCCCGAGAGGAGGAUACAAGUCGCAUCGUGCGGCGCCGAUGCGAUCGCAUGAAGAACAACUCGUCGCGCUUCGAUCGCCUUCGCAUGUUUCUCGAACACUUCAUCGUUUUCCAUGGAAGUCCGACCAAGCCCGUGUG